Molecule: messenger RNA, 2109 nt
Organism: Gadus morhua (Atlantic cod)
Lineage: Eukaryota; Metazoa; Chordata; Actinopteri; Gadiformes; Gadidae
Product: zinc finger protein 658B-like
Exons: 3
Coding region: 124-1908 (594 amino acids)
Biological process (GO): regulation of gene expression
Cellular component (GO): nucleus
Source: RefSeq, a predicted model, not a curated record
GACGGCCAUGACACCCUCUUCACCCCGUCAGAAGUGGAGGCCUUGAGCUCGCUGUCCGUGGACCGCAGCGUGGCCAAGAGCCUGAACUGCAGCGUGCGGCUGGUCCGCCUUGAGGAGCUGCACAUGAGGACCCGACCAGACGAGAAGCCGUACGGGUGCGACCAAUGCAAGAAGAGCUUCAGUCAAAGUGAACACCUGAAGAACCACAUGAGGACUCACACCGACGAGAUGCCCUACGGGUGUGACCAAUGCAUCAGGCGCUACAGAUGGAAAGAUUCCCUGAGGAUCCAUAAAAUGACUCACUCCGGGGAGAAGCCCUACAGGUGUGACCUAUGCACGAAGCGCUUCAGUCAGAAAAGCAAGCUGAAGAACCACAUGAAGACUCACACCGGGGAGAAGACCUACAGCUGUGACCAAUGCACGAAGUGCUUCAGUCAAAGUGAACACCUGAAGAGCCACAUGAGGACUCACACCGACGAGAAGCCCUACAGGUGUGACCAAUGCGCAAAGCGCUUCAGUUAUAGCUGCUACCUGAAGAACCACAUGAGGACUCACACCAGGGAGAAACCCUACAGCUGUGACCAAUGCACGAAGAGCUUCAGUCAGAAAGGCAACCUGAAGAUCCACAUGAAGACUCACACCGGGGAGGAGCCCUACAGGUGUGACCAAUGCACAAAGCGCUUCAGUUAUAGCUGCUACCUGAAGAACCACAUGAGGACUCACACCAGGGAGAAACCCUACAGCUGUGACCAAUGCACGAAGCGCUUCGCUCAGCAUGGCACCCUGAACGUCCACAUGAGGACUCACACCGGUGAGAAACCCUACGGGUGUGACCAAUGUAUCAAGUGCUUCAGAUGGCAAGAUUCCCUGAGGAUCCACAAAAUGACUCACUCCGGGGAGAAGCCCUACAGGUGUGACCAAUGCACGAAGCGCUUCAGUCGAAAUGAAAGCCUGAAGAACCACAUGAAGACUCACACCGGCGAUAAGCCCUACGGGUGUGACCAAUGCACGAAGCGCUUCAGUCGAAAUGAAAGCCUGAAGAACCACAUGAAGACUCACACUGGCGAGAAGCCCUACGGGUGUGACCAAUGCACGAAGUGCUUCAGUCAGAGCUACUAUCUGAAGAUCCAUUUGAGGACUCACACCGGCGAGAAGCCCUACAGGUGUGACCAAUGCACGAAGCGCUUCAGCCAGAGCUCGUCCCUGAGGAUCCACAUGAGGACUCACACGGGGGAAAAGCCCUACAGUUGCGACCAUUGCACAAAGCGAUUCGCUCAGCAUGGCGCCCUGUACGUCCACAGGAAGACUCACACCGGCGAGAAACCCUACAAGUGUGACCAAUGCACAAAGCGCUUCAGUGAUAGCUACGCCCUGAAGAUCCACAUGAGAACUCACUCUGGGGAGAAGCCCUACAGGUGUGACCAAUGCAUGAAGUGCUUCAGUCUGAAAGGCCACCUGAAUAGACACAUGAGGACUCACUCUGGGGAGAAGCCCUACAGGUGUGACCAAUGCAAGAUGCGCUUCAGACAGAAAGGCCACCUGAAAUUCCACAUGAUGAUUCACUCCGGCGAGAAGCCCUACAAGUGUGAUCAAUGCAUGAUGCGCUUCAGUCAGAAUUACAUCCUGAAGAACCACAUGAGGACUCACUCCGGGGAGAAGCCCUACAAGUGUGACCAAUGCACGAAGUGCUUCAGUGAGAAAGGCACCCUGAAUAAACACAUGAGGAGUCACUCCGGGGAGAAGCCCUACAGGUGUGACCAAUGCAGUAAGCGCUGCAGUCGGAGAGAUGUCCUAAAUAUCCACAUGAGGACUCACUCCGGCGAGAAGCCCUACAAGUGUGACCAAUGCCCGAUGUGCUUCAGUCACAAAAGCAACCUGAAGAUCCACAAGAGGACUCACUCCGGUUAGAAGCCCUGCCUGUUAGUGCAUUGCAACGCCAGCUACAGCGACCCAAGCAAUUUCAGUGUGCACAUGCUCAAGCACACGGGCAAUGGGGUGCUUUCACACAGGGUAACGGGGCGCUUUGAUUGAGACCUCUGUCCGGUAUGUGUCGAAAUUACUGCUUUUAGUUUUUCUUUUCAUCAGGAUUAAACACUUUCCUGCUUUUGA